Andrographis paniculata is the source of this 2925-nucleotide messenger RNA. Its product is annotated as casein kinase 1-like protein HD16. The record is from RefSeq and is a predicted model, not a curated record. The coding region runs from base 373 to 2502 and encodes 709 amino acids. Gene Ontology annotation, biological process: peptidyl-serine phosphorylation; signal transduction; endocytosis. The transcript is spliced from 17 exons. Lineage: Eukaryota; Viridiplantae; Streptophyta; Magnoliopsida; Lamiales; Acanthaceae. Gene Ontology annotation, cellular component: cytoplasm; nucleus. Gene Ontology annotation, molecular function: ATP binding; protein serine/threonine kinase activity.
CAACCCAGCACACCCCCACUCCCACCGCCCAAUAUAUAAUGAAGGCAGGGCAGGGCUGGGCAGGCAGGGCGUGCUUUGUGCAGACGGAUGAACAAAAAGGAUAGCCAUAUGAUCCAUCCAUACCAACACAACACUUCGAUAUAUUGAAACACGCAGCCCCCUCCGAAAAUUCUUACCUCUUUCCUUUUCGUCCAGUUCCGCACCUCGGACUCAAAUCGCAGAUUCUGUUGUUAACACUUGCCCUUUCUUUCUCCUUUUCCUUGAAAAACGGUAAACCCCGUUCAAGAAUCUUAUGUUCUUCAUGGCUAUUCUUACGUGAAGAUUCUGAGCGCAAGGGGGGCUGUGAGUGUGAGGUGAGUUGCAUGGGUGAGGAUGCCAGAAUUGCGUAGCGGAGCACGGAGAUCAAAACGGCUUGGUGAUCUCCAGCCUGCCCCUCAGCCCACCAAUCAAGAAGAAAAUUUUCUUGCACCUGCUCAGAAUAGAACCAGGAGGAGGGGAAGAGGGAGAGGCAAUGCAACAGCUGUAGCAAAAGGACCUUCUGCAGCAACACCCACUAGACCAACUGCCGCAGGAAGAGGCAGAGGGGUUAGGUUGAUAGAUUUAGACCCAGAGCCACCUUGUGAGGUUCUUCCUCAAGCUGUUGGUGUUGGUGCUGGGGCUGGAACUGCGGAACCUGCUUAUAAUAGAAUAGAGGGAGUCGCAGAUAAGGAAAUUGCCAUGGAUGGUGGGAGCGCUGAUAAAGUAGUCGGAGUUGAAGAAGAAGCCAGUACUACUCCGGUGCCCGAGAGGGUGCAAGUGGGCAAUUCUCCAAUGUAUAAAACAGAAAGGAAAUUAGGUAAGGGUGGAUUUGGCCAAGUUUACGUUGGCAGAAGGGUUAGUGGUGGCACAGAAAGAACGGGACCAGAUGCAAUUGAGGUAGCAUUGAAGUUUGAACACCGAAAUAGCAAGGGUUGCAAUUAUGGCCCUCCAUAUGAGUGGCAGGUGUACAACACCCUGAAUGGAUGUUAUGGAAUCCCAUGGGUGCACUAUAAGGGUCGUCAAGGAGAUUUUUACAUUCUGGUAAUGGACAUGCUUGGGCCCAGUCUUUGGGAUGUUUGGAACUCUUUGGGACAGUCGAUGUCUCCAAAUAUGGUUGCCUGCAUUGCAGCUGAAGCUAUUUCGAUUCUUGAAAAGCUUCAUAUGAAGGGAUUUGUGCAUGGAGAUGUAAAACCAGAGAAUUUUUUACUGGGUCAGCCUGGAACAGCUGAUGAGAAGAAGCUAUUUCUUAUUGAUCUUGGUUUGGCUUCCAGGUGGAAAGAUGCAUCAUCUGGUCAGCAUGUUGACUAUGAUCAAAGACCAGAUAUAUUCAGAGGCACAAUAAGGUAUGCAAGUGUGCAUGCACACUUGGGUCGCACUGGAAGUCGGAGGGAUGAUCUUGAAUCUCUGGCAUACACACUGAUAUUUCUCAUAAAGGGAAGGUUACCAUGGCAAGGUUAUCAGGGCGACAACAAGAGUUUUUUAGUAUGCAAAAAGAAGAUGGCGACUUCUCCAGAAUUGAUGUGUUGCUUUUGCCCUGCUCCAUUCAAACAGUUUCUUGAGGCUGUUACUAAUAUGAAGUUUGAUGAGGAGCCAAAUUACUCUAAGCUGAUCUCCUUUUUUGAAAGUCUCAUUGAACCAUGCACGACACUGAGACCAAUUAGAAUUGAUGGGGCUCUUAAGGUUGGCCAAAAGCGUGGGAGAUUACUUAUUAACUUGGAAGAGGAUGAACAACCAAAGAAGAAAGUACGCCUGGGUAGUCCUGCUACGCAGUGGAUUUCUGUGUAUAAUGCACGUCGGCCCAUGAAGCAAAGAUACCACUAUAAUGUUGCAGAUUCAAGACUCCAUCAGCAUGUCGAGAAGGGUAAUGAAGAUGGCUUGUAUAUUAGCUGUGUGGCUUCUGCUGCUAAUCUUUGGGCCUUGAUCAUGGAUGCGGGAACAGGUUUCUCGUCACAGGUCUAUGAGCUUUCAGCUGUUUUUCUUCACAAGGAUUGGAUUAUGGAACAAUGGGAAAAAAACUAUUACAUCAGUUCUAUAGCUGGUGCAGCUAAUGGGAGUUCAUUGGUUGUUAUGUCUAAAGGAACUCCAUACACCCAACAGUCUUAUAAAGUUAGUGAAUCAUUUCCAUUCAAGUGGAUUAAUAAAAAGUGGAAAGAAGGCUUUCAUGUUACUUCCAUGACUACAGCUGGCAGUCGCUGGGGUGUAGUAAUGUCCAGAAAUUCCGGAUAUUCAGAGCAGGUUGUUGAGCUUGAUUUUCUCUAUCCUAGUGAGGGAAUCCAUCGCAGAUGGGAAAGUGGGUAUAGAAUAACUUCAAUGGCUGCUACUGCUGAUCAAGCAGCUUUCAUACUUAGCAUUCCCAGACGGAAGAUGGUGGAUGAGACACAGGAGACUCUUCGCACGUCAGCAUUUCCAAGCAACCAUGUGAAGGAAAAGUGGUCCAAGAAUCUCUACAUUGCAUCAAUAUGUUAUGGUCGUACUGUCUGUUGAAGCUGUUGAGUACCUGUAUUUGUUUUGAAGAUGGGGUCAAAAUUUCAAAAGCUGAGAUCCUCAGCUUUAGAUCUCAUACACUUGGGCAAAAUUAAGCGAGUCUGGAUGACCGCCUUUUAUAGCCUGUAAAAAUUACCUCUUGUGUUCUCUUUUAAAUGUGACAAGUACCCUGGGAAAAGAUUAUGUAACUGGCUAGUGGGUGGGACAUAAGCUGGGGGUGACAAAAUAUUAUUAUGUUGUGAGCCUAUGUUUUUGCACGGGGAAUUGUAAUGGGAGUCGAGUUCUUAAGUCUUUGAUCCCUGGCUUGUAAUAUUAUGAAAUUCCAAUUGUGGGGAGAAGUAUGUGGAUGCUAUUCUAUCUGGUGUGGAUGUGGUUGGGUUGAUGCUGAGAGAUUGAUUGCAUCGAUCAAAUAUUUAGGUUCGA